Bufo gargarizans (Asiatic toad) is the source of this 6267-nucleotide messenger RNA. RefSeq names its product protocadherin related 15 (gene PCDH15). Gene Ontology annotation, biological process: sensory perception of sound; homophilic cell-cell adhesion; inner ear development. Gene Ontology annotation, cellular component: catenin complex; stereocilium; plasma membrane. The coding region runs from base 1 to 6267 and encodes 2088 amino acids. The record is from RefSeq and is a predicted model, not a curated record. Gene Ontology annotation, molecular function: calcium ion binding; cadherin binding. The transcript has 37 exons. NCBI's taxonomy places the organism in Eukaryota, Metazoa, Chordata, Amphibia, Anura, Bufonidae.
AUGAAUAUACUUUUGACUGCAGACUGGCAAUAUGAGGAUUGUGAAUUGGCCAGAUCUGGUCCACCGGCAACUAUAGUUGCUAUAGAUGAAGAAAGCAGGAAUGGAACAAUUAUUGUGGACAAUAUGCAAAUCAAAGGGACAGCUGCAGGCCUUUCCCCUACUAUCCAACUCACCUUGAUAGAAAAUGUGGAUUACUGGGUGAUAUUAGAUCCCAUUAAACAGACACUAUAUCUCAACAGCACUGGGAGAGUCUUGGACAGAGAUCCACCAAUGUCCAUCAGGACCUUUGGUGUCAAAAUUCAAUGUACAAAUUUAAAGGUUGGAAGCAUCAUUACCCAUGAAGUGCGAGUAGUUGUGAGGGACAGGAAUGAUAAUUCACCACAAUUUAUGCAAAACCGCUACUUCACAUCAGUCAAUGAGCUAACACCUGUUGGUACCACAAUCUUUACUGGCUUUUCAACUAAUGGCGCUACAGACAUAGACGAUGGUCCUAAUGGUCAAAUUGAAUACUUCAUCAUUUUCAAUCCCAAUGAUACAGCGACAAACCAGACGUUUGACAUCCCACUAACCCUGUCUGGAGCUGUGGUAUUGCGUCGGAGGUUGAAUUAUGAAGAAAAGAAACAAUUCUUUGUGAUAGUUCAAGCUAAUGAUCGUCCCCUCAAUCCCAAUGAAAGAAGAACAAGUACAGCUACCCUGAUAGUUCAAGUCCUUGAUGGUGAUGACCUUGGUCCAAGGUUCCUUCCUUGUAAUAUGGUAACAAACACCCGAGACUGUUGGCCAAUAACCUACAGAGCAAGCAUACCAGAACUGAGUCCUCCAGCAAAAGUGAAUCCGGUUAAUGUCACACCACCUAUACAAGCUGAAGAUCAAGAUAUGGAUAUAUUACCAAUUUUUGACCGCCCUGGAAUACUUUUCUCCAUACUUAUUGGUACUCCUGAGGAUUAUGCACAAUAUUUCCAUAUGAAUCGUACAACGGCUGCGCUUACACUCCUGAAACCAGUAAACAGAGAUUUGCACCAGAAAUUUGAUUUGGUGAUUAAGGCAGAACAAGACAAUGGCCAUCCACUCCCAGCAUUUGCCAAUCUUCAUAUAGACAUCUUGGAUGAGAACAACCAGGCUCCAUAUUUCACUUUUUCAACAUAUGAGGGUUAUAUCCUGGAGUCUUCUCCUGUUGGAACAACUAUCUCCGAAAAUCAGAACUUAACCGUUCCAUUGAGAUUUUUAGCUCUGGAUAACGACAUUGAAGAAACAAAAGACCCUCAACUCUACCUGUAUUUAACAGACUACAGUACAGUUUUCUCUGUAACACAAACUGGAAUUACUCGGCAUAUCACUUUGCUUCAGCCAGUUGACCGUGAACGUCAGCAGCUUUACAAAUUUUCAUUAGUGGCUUCAGAUGGUACUCAAGAAAGUUCUCCAGUCACUGUGAACAUUAUUGUUAUUGAUGCUAAUGACAACACCCCAACUUUUUCCAGCAUCUCCUAUAACAUCAAGAUCUAUACAGACAUGGCACCUGGCGAGAGCAUAAUAAAACUUACAGCUGUUGAUGCAGAUGAAGGUGCAAAUGGUCAGAUUAUAUAUGAAAUCCUAGCUGGAGCUCAAGGACAGUUUGUCAUUAAUAGCAAGACGGGGGUCAUCACCAUUACUCCCGGAGUCAUUUUGACUGUUGGGGAGUCAUUUGCUCUUACUGUAAGAGCUUCUGACAAUGCUCCUCUAGCACAAAGAAGGAGCUCCAUUACUACUGUUUAUAUUGAGGUUCUUCCACCGAACAACCAGAGUCCUCCACGCUUUGCACAAUUGAUGUACAAUCUUGAAGUCAGUGAGGCAAUGCGUAUUGGAGCUAUUCUUCUAAAUCUGCAGGCUACAGACAGAGAAGGAGAUCCAAUUACUUAUUUAAUACAAAAUGGAGAUCCUCAAAGAGUCUUCAACCUAUCUGUAAGCUCUGGGCUUUUAAUCUUGGCAAAAGCUUUAGACAGAGAAAGUACAGAUCGCUACAUUUUAAUAGUGACAGCAUCAGAUGGCCGCCCUGAUGGUACAUCAACUGCUACUGUUAAUGUGGUGGUGACGGAUGUGAAUGACAAUGACCCGGUCUUUGAUCCUUACUUGCCUAGAAAUCUCUCAGUUCAAGAAGAAGAAGCAAAUGCUUUUGUCGGUCAAGUCAGGGCAACAGAUCCUGAUGCUGGAGUCAAUGGUCAAGUUCGUUACAGCCUGGCAAACCUCAAUAAUGUUUUCCGGAUCACAUCCAAUGGUAGUAUUUAUACGUCUGUAAAGCUAGACAGGGAAAUAAGAGACUAUUAUGAACUGAUUGUGGAGGCAACAGAUGGAGCCCUCACCGACUCUCGACGUUCUACAAUAACACUGGCUAUUAAGGUUAUUGAUAUUGACGACAAUACCCCUGUAUUUACAAAUGCCUCAUAUGCCGUCUCUGUACCGGAGAACAUGAUGCCAGGAACAGUUUUUCUAAAAGUUCAGGCAAGGGAUGCUGAUCUUGGCGCUAAUGUAACUUAUCGGAUAAGAAACCAGGAAGUUUUGCAGCUUUUUCAAAUAAACUCGUCAACAGGAGAGCUAUCGCUUUUAAAACUACUCGACUAUGAAUCAUUCACUGGCAAGGAGGCUGUAUAUAUAUUUCUUGUUGAAGCUUUUGAUGCCAUGGGAAGCAUGCCUCCUGGAAUCGCUACUGUAACAGUGAGAGUAAAGGAUAUGAAUGACUUCUCACCUGUAUUUACCAAAGCCAUCUACUGGGGAAUGGUGGCUCCAGACGCUAUGAAGGGCACUGUUAUUGUUACAGUUGUUGCUGAAGAUCAUGAUCCUCCGGGUACGCCUGCAAGUCUUGUGAGGUACAAGGUGGAUGUGUCCGUAUUUCCAUAUAGUGCUAGUAUAUUUGAUGUAGAGGAGAAUACUGGUCGAGUUAUAACCAGGGUUAAUCUCAAUGAAGAUCCCAGCACAAUAUUCAGGCUGGUUGUGAUAGCUUAUGAUGAUGGCGACCCCAUGAAAUCUAAUAACACAAUGGUAAUAAUAACAGUUCUGCAGCCAUCUAUAAUCCCACGGUUCACUCAAGAUGAAUACAGAGCACCUCCAGUGAGUGAAACUGCUCCAAUUGGCACUACAGUUACUGUGGUAAUGGCUGCAGCCAUAAACCAGACUAUUGUGUACUCUAUCAUCUCAGGGAAUGAUCAAGGUAUGUUUGCCAUUGAUAACAUGACAGGGGUUAUCUCUGUUGUAAAGCCACUGGACUAUGAAAAUACUACAAGCUAUGAACUCAGAAUUCAAGCUGAUUCUAUGCAAGUGGCUAGAUUUAAUCUACGAGCAGCUUCUAAAAGUAAUACAGCUAUAGUAUACAUUGAAGUGCAGGAUGAAAAUGAUCAUGCACCACAAUUUUCAAAAAAGCUUUAUCUGGGUGGAGUGUCAGAAGAUGCCAGAAUGUUUGCAUCAGUGCUCAAAGUGAAGGUAAGCAUAGAAAUUCAGAGGAAAAAUUACCAUUUUAUUUUAGAACGUUAUGUCCAAGACCAAAUCCCAGGAGCAGCAGUUGUAGUGGAAUCGAUUGGAGCCAGAAGGUUCGGAGAAGGUUUUUCAGAAGAGGACUACACUCAGUGUGACCUGAUGAUUUAUGCUGUUGAUCCACAAACUAACCGAGCAAUAUCCCGUAAUGAACUUUUUAAAUUUUUAGAUGGCAAAGUUCUCGACAUAAAUAAAGAGUUCCAGAACUAUAUUGGCCUUGGAGGGCGUAUCUUGGAGAUCCGGACCCCGGAUGUAGUAGCCAAUGUUAAGAAGCAAGCUCAAGCUGUAGGCUACACGGAAGGAGCUUUGCUUGCACUGGCUAUUAUUAUCAUCCUCUGCUGUAUACCGGCGAUAUUAAUUGUGAUGGUCAGCUACAGACAGUUUAAAGAGAGGCAAGCUGAGUGCGCAAAGACAGCAAGGAUCCAGAUGGCACUGCCAGCAGGAAAACCAUCGACUCCCGCUGCCAAUAAUCUGUAUGAAGAGUUGGGUGACAGCACUAUGUUUCAUCUUUUUCUUCUCUACCAUUUUCAACAAAGCAGGGGAAAAAAAACAGUUUUACAAGAAGGUGACCGACAAAGGCUCAUAAGCAAUAUGGCUUCCCGUGCCAUUGAAGCUCACAAACAGUCUUGUAUAAGUGGAUGUUUAAACAAUAACCUUCCAAAGUCAUCAAGUAAUAUUACCUUUCUUUCUGAUACAAACCCACUAACUACUCAGAACCCUUUAUAUAUAGAAGGUGGAAGCCAGAGCUCUGUUAAUCUCGGGUUACUGUGGAAAAAUAAAUUUGCUUUAGACAAGUCUUCACCUCGAAGAAGACUGCUAAAAGAUCCAACAGUCAAAGGCAGUUUAAAAGGACUGCAUCGUUCUUGGACACUUCCUUCACGGUUUGUCAAGAAAAAUAUUUACGAAGUACUUGAGAGUCCUGUUAUUAUGGAUCCAGUUCAGUAUCAAGCAGGGUGUGGAACAGAUGAAGCCUUGAAAAACAAAGAAUAUUUUAAAACAUCUCUAGACACCUCACCAAAUGGUAAACUAAGUGUGAAGGAACAGGCGAGGCAGUUUGAGCAAAAUGCAUUUGGUGAUGUGAAGACAGGAAAACCUUGGGAAUUUAAAGAAAUUGAAUUGUCAUGUAAUAAUGAUGAUUGCACAGACAAAAAUGUGCAACUUUUGACAGAAAUUGAUCAGGCAUGUCAUUCUUCAUCACUGACACAGAAUUCACACAUGGCUUCAACAUGCCAAAUGUCCCUUUUUCCUUCCAUUCUAGUCACUCCCUCAGAAUUACCUGAAGAAAUCUCUCCUCCACCAACACGAAAGCCAACACCACCAUUAUUCAGAAAAAAUACAACAGCUUGCCAUGAAUUUCAAGCUGCUGAAUGUGAACAGGCGAUUCCAGAUAUUAUUCCUGAUCCACCAAAUAUUCCUCCUCCAUCUCCACCACCUAAAAAAUCUCAGUCGCAAUCCCCCAUACAAUCCUCACUUCAUCUUUCUGUCCCAACAAGCCCUUCUUGCUCUACACCACCUCCUCCACCCCUUCCUGCUCCAUCUCUCCCACCUUCAUUUUCACCAUUUCCCACUUUACCAACUCCACCACCACUUCCAGAGAAGCUUCUCUCUCCAAGCCAAUCUUACCCAUCUAUAGCUACAAUAUCCCCUCUACCAUUAAGCAGUGCCAGGGAAAAGCUUAUACCAAUAAAAAUGCCACCACCGGAAGCCUCCCAUUCAGAUGCUGGCCCUAGACGAGAAUUAAAGGGAAUUCUUAAAAAUUUACAUAACUUAGCAGAUAUUGAAAAAUCUGUAGCUAACAUGUAUAGUCAAAUUGACAAAGGAAAUGCAUUAUCAAAGCAAGGAACCAAACCCAAAUCACCUGUACCAACAGACAUUCAAAAUGCAGACAAUGUACGUACGCAUGAAAGGCUUAAUGGAAACCUAAGUUGUGUUGUUGGGGAGUUAGAAAAAAGAUUUCCUUCUCAAUCCACAGCACUGAGAGGAUAUGCACAUCAAGAGCAACAGCAAUUGCUGAGACCAUCUCUUCUGAAGCCUGAGGAAUUGUCUAUGGAGUCUGGAAUUGAUCCUGGCCAAGAAUAUUACGGACAAGACUAUUAUAGCUAUGAGCAUGGGUAUGAAUUGCCACAAUAUGGAAGUCGACGAAGGUUACUAUCACCAUCUGGAAUGUAUGACGACUAUGGAGAAGUUGUUGUUGAGAAUGAUGAAGAACAAAGUGAAGAAUCUAUGGCUAGAAAGAAGAGAAUCAAAUUUGUUGUGGAUCGAGAAUAUGAAACUAGCUCCACUGGAGAAGACAGCGCUCCUGAAUCCCAACGGAAUCGUCUGAACCAGCCGAACAUUCAAAACAAUGUCAAUGGGAAUAUUUACAUAGCCCAAAAUGGGUCUGUUGUUAGAACCAGACGUUCUUGUUUCACAAAUAAUUUAAAAAUGGCAUCCCCUUCAAGGCUUGGGAAGCAUUUUAAGAAACUAGAAAAGCUUGGAGUAACACACGAGGAAAACAUCCAACUGAACACAUUAUCUAAAGGAGCCUCUAUCAAACAUAACACUAGGCCAUCUAGUAUAUCACUGGCCUCUAGCACUGGAGUGACCAAAAAUAUAAUAUCCAAGAUUGGGGACAAUAAGUUAAAAAGCACAGAUGAACAGGAAUCAGUUGUCGAUAAUGAAGACAUCAAAGAGCCAUUGGAAUUCCACAGUGACCAGACGCAGUCAGAUGAAGAGGAGCUCUGGAUGGGGCCGUGGAACAAUCUUCACAUACCAAUGACAAAACUAUGA